Messenger RNA from Cuscuta europaea, 1161 nucleotides. The record is from the annotation of a GenBank genome assembly. NCBI's taxonomy places the organism in Eukaryota, Viridiplantae, Streptophyta, Magnoliopsida, Solanales, Convolvulaceae.
AGCAGCCAACAAUGGCCACCACCGACGCCACCAUGUCUACUGUCACAGCGGUGACUUCCUCCACGACGGAAUCCCUGCACCAGGCACACAGCACCACUGUCUCUGCCUCUACAGUUCCCCCUUCGGCAGUCUCCUCUUCGGUGGUGUCAAUUCCCCAAUUUUCUGGCGUCGUCUCCUCUCCGACGCCGCAGCCGCAGCACCCAUACUCCAUACCGGCACCAGACUUCUCCUCUUCGAUUUGGACGCCGCCUCCGCCAUAUCAACUCCUUCACAAUCUUCCGGCGCAAUUACCUUGGUCGACGGCGCUGCCUCCAGUCAACUCACAGCCCAUCCCGCCAUACUCUCCUUCGUUUUAUGGCUCUUCUUUUGCUGGAUCUCCUGGAAUCACAUGGCUAGCACAUGACCCCAUCUUGUGCGGUUCUCCUAUGGCCUUGUUGGCGUAGUCAGUUUCUCAUGGAGCCAAUGUUAGUCAGAUUGUUACUAUCAAGCCCAAAGCCGUUGAAGACUACCUUACCUGGCGCACACAAUUUGAAUCUUUUCUGGUUUCUCAGGGUCUCUUUGGAGUGGUUGAUGGUUCCAUCCAGACUGUUAGAGGCAGAACAACGCGUACUCCAUCAGCGUCGUCAGGAAUCUUCAAAUCUGCAGCAGGCAUUCGGUGCACAGGCUGGUCCAAAUCAGCCGGGUCUGCACCAUCAGCAGCAGGCAUACCGCGGCAGAGGAGUCCGCGGCAGAGGCGGUCGUGGCAGGGGAGGCCGCGGCAGGGGUCGCAGACAGUUUUAGCAUUUUUAUCAGCCAGCCUACGGCGUUCCACAGCCGCCGGUGACACCUGGAUCUUCGGCCACAGGGGGUGCUACUGCAUCGAGACCACCAAAUGCUUCAGCGGGUAAUUCUGUCAUGUCCACUUUAAAUAUUAAUGCUAAAUUUACUUUUGGUACUCACAUUCAUUAUGCAGGUUUUCCAUGAGCUGAGGGUAUUCUUGGCUCCGUUCCUUCCCCAGUUGUGUGUCAAAUUUGUUUCUCUGCAGGUCACUCCGCAUUACACUGUCCAUCUCGUUUUACUCUAGCUUCUGCGCCUGCUUUGGUUGCUCCCAGUGGGGAAUCCAACGAUGCUCUGUGGUAUCCGGACUCCGGUGCGUCUGCUCAUAUGACGUCUUUUGAAGGU